CAAUAAGACAAAUUAUUAUCAAAUUGUAUCAUGGUAUCGGAGCCAGGUUUAAACCCUAGCCCUUUUUUUCGAGACUGUGCCUUCACCGCCGGUCUCCUUCCUCUCGCCGGUCGACCAUAAACGGCAACCAUGGCUCAAUCUUCAGAUCCGCUUGCUUCGCUUCCUUCUGGCGUCAAGCUUCUUCUCCGCAAUCUCCAUAAUCUUAUCCCAGAGAAGCUCACCGAUUCAUAUUAUCCUGCAUGGUCUCUCAAUGUCAAAACUGCUCUCGAGGCCAACCUUCUUCUUGGUUGGAUCGAUGGUCAUGAAGCUGCACCUCCAAAAAUCCUAUCCAAGGAUGGCAAGGAAAACCCUAACCUAGAAUUCCAAACAUGGAUUGUGAUUGAUACUCAGAUCCGUGCAUGCCUUCUUGCUGUCAUCAGUCCGUCUGUUCACAAGCAUGUCCGCAACUUCACCACAUCUGCCGAUCUAUGGAACGCUCUCGCUGCCCGGUAUAAUUCUGUUUCUACCGCUCACAUCUAUCAACUACGGGACAAACUUCACACACUCCGAAAAGGUACAAAAACUAUCACCCAGUACCUUGAUGAAGUUGCCACUAUCCUCACCGAUUUGGAUGCUCUCAACGAGGAAUAGGACACUCUCUUGUAAUCCCUAUAUAUAGGAACAUAUUUCUCAAUAUUCAAUAAGACAAAUUAUUAUCAAAUUGUAUCAUCCAUAAACUUUUACACUUUCC
Cuscuta campestris is the source of this 730-nucleotide messenger RNA. The record is from the annotation of a GenBank genome assembly. Lineage: Eukaryota; Viridiplantae; Streptophyta; Magnoliopsida; Solanales; Convolvulaceae.